AUGGCAAAACCAAAGUCCACUUACUAUGACUACGUCUACCUCAUUUCUUUUAUCGUUUUAUUCAUCGCUCAGUUUAUUAGAACAUGUGAUGGUGCAGUCCCACUAUUGGGUGGAAAGAAGUUGAUAAUUGGUGUGCCUAAGAAACCUGGUUUCACUCAAUUUGUAGACGCACAAGUGAAUCCGAGUGAUAAGAGACAGUUGGUGAAGGUCACAGGCUUCUCCAUCGAGGUUUUUAAUGCCACAGUAUCUCAUCUUCAGAGCACAGGCUUCAAUAUUUCUUUUGAGUUUAGGGCUUUUGUAAAUGACCAUGGAGACAGCGCAGGAACCUACGACACACUACUUAGAAAUAUUCCAGGACAGUAUGAUGCUGUUGUGGGAGAUGUGACGAUUGUGGCGAAUCGAUCAAAUUAUGUAGACCUUACAUUACCAUAUGCGGAGUCAGGUGUAAAGAUGCUUGUAAAAGUUCGACAAGAUCAAAACUCCAACAUGUGGAGUUUCGUCCGACCUUUUACCUGGGAUCUUUGGCUGUCCAUCGUCAUGUUCAGUAUUUUCAUAGGAGGCACUCUAUGGUUCAUGGAACGUAAUGCUAAUAAGAAUGAAGGACUUGAAAUUCCACAUCAAAGAGGACAACUCAUCAAUAGAGUGUCGAUCUUGUGGCUUCCUUUAUCACAUGCGAUUCUCCCUGAAAGAGAGUCAUUAGUGAAGAAUUGCUCAAGGUUUGUGUUGAUGUUGUGGUUGAUAUUAGCAUGCAUCCUCAUGCAAAGCUACACAGCAAGCUUGUCAUCAAUAUUGACAGUAGAUCAGUUGCAGCCUAGUUACCUUGGUUUUGAUGAUCUCGUAAGAGAUCCACAAAUUAACAUUGGAUACCAACGUGACUCAUUUGUCAGAGAUUUAUUGGUGGGUCGCUUAAACUUCGAUGAAUCAAGACUCAAGUCUUUCCGCACCAUCGAAGAAUACAAAGAUGCGUUAGAUAAAGGAAGCGGAAAUGGUGGUGUAGAUGCUAUUUUUGAUGAAGCUCCUUAUAUUAAGGUCUUCCUCAAAGAAUCUGGUCUUAGUUAUGGCAUGUUUGGCCUCAGCUAUCGCACUGGUGGUUUUGGUUUUGCAUUUCCAAAAGACUCCAACAUAACCUCGUACUUUUCAAGAGCCAUAUUAAAUAUCACUGAAAGUGACGGAAUGGAGCAGAUUGAAAGGAAAUAUUUUGGAAGUAGUGACGUGGACGAUGAACUCCAAGAACAGAUGAUGUUGUCGUCUGACAAUACCAGAACUAGUCUCACCACAUAUAGUUUUGGAGGUUUGUUCAUUGUGAUAGGAGGCCUUACAGUUUUGGCUUUGCUGGUUUCAGAAAGUGGUGUUUGGAGAAACCCUAUCAUGUUGGCAAAAGCUUGUAGCAAAACAUUGUUGACUCGAUGUUCUGAAAAAAUAAGUCAAAUGGGAAAGGGUUCUGCACAAAGUUCUCAAAAUCCAACUAGGCCAACCAGAAUCGACGCUUAG
Prosopis cineraria is the source of this 1491-nucleotide messenger RNA. Its product is annotated as glutamate receptor 2.7-like. The record is from RefSeq and is a predicted model, not a curated record. NCBI's taxonomy places the organism in Eukaryota, Viridiplantae, Streptophyta, Magnoliopsida, Fabales, Fabaceae. Gene Ontology annotation, cellular component: plasma membrane. The coding region runs from base 1 to 1491 and encodes 496 amino acids. The transcript has 4 exons. Gene Ontology annotation, molecular function: ligand-gated monoatomic ion channel activity; signaling receptor activity.